This is a messenger RNA of Thrips palmi, 3689 nucleotides long. It is a transcript of the gene mas, whose product is annotated as protein masquerade. Bases 482 to 3184 code for a protein of 900 amino acids. NCBI's taxonomy places the organism in Eukaryota, Metazoa, Arthropoda, Insecta, Thysanoptera, Thripidae. Gene Ontology annotation, molecular function: serine-type endopeptidase activity. The record is from RefSeq and is a predicted model, not a curated record. Gene Ontology annotation, biological process: proteolysis. The transcript is spliced from 10 exons.
GCCGGGGCUGGGGCUCGGCCGCUGGCAGCUGUACGGUGACUCGCACGAGGGCGCGGUGCCGCCCAGGGACUCCGCCGAGGAGGACAGCUCCGGCGACGAGCUCCCCGCCGAAGUGCCCUCGUCCGCGGAGCCCGCGCUGAGUCGGCGGCGUCGCGGAGCGCAGAGCCAGUGGUUCGACUGCGCGCCCACGGACGGCUCCGCGGCGUACAUCCGCUACCUGGGCACCGGCUGCCCGCAAGGCUACCGCAUCCACUACCCCACCACGGGCAACCCCGUCAAGCCCGUGGCCGUCCUGGUGCAGGGCGACGAGGACGAGGACUACGACGAGGACGAGGAGGACCAGCCCACGCCGGUGCCGCUGCGCGCGCUGCGCCGCCAGAGGCGAGACGUCUCCCGCGAGGUGGUGCUGCACUGCGACGCGCUCAAGCAGGAGGUGAAGGGCAUCCUGCAGUCCCUGGGCAAGCACUGCGAGCCGGGCAAGAUGGUGUACUUGACGUUCAACAAGUCGCUACCGGCGACGCCCCUCGAGUUCACCGACAUCGCCUCGUGGUUCGCGCCGACCACCCCGGCGCCGUCCUUGAUGGCCGGGAGGAGGAGGCGCAUGGUGGCCGUCGGCGGCGCCCCGGCGCAGGACGUCCGCGGCGGCCCCCGAGCACGACAAGCUGGACAAGCUGGACAAGCUCCCCGGGCGGACAGCAGUCUCCUGGACACCAUCACCAACACGGCGGAGAGCAAGGACUGCCCCGGCGUCUGCGUGCACACCCUCGCCACCCUCAUCUGCUACCAGGUCCUGGAGGACGUGGCCUGCCCGUCGCCGUCCAUGAGAUGCUGCGUGGACCAGGCCCCCGCCAACCAGACUCAGGCCGAGGCUCAGCCCGCCGCGAAGCCCACUCCUGUGCCGGCCAAGACCAAGAAGCCGCCGCCGCCACCGAGCACGACCACCACGACGACGACCACCACCCCGUCGACCACCACCGCGGCGGUGAAGACGACCAAGCGGCCCGAGCAGACGACGGCCGCGUCUGACGCGGCCACCACCAAGGAUGGGGCAGUGCGCACGUGCCCGGGCGUCUGCGUGGCCGAGCGCAUUUCCGACUACUGCGAGGCCGUGCUCAACGUGGCCGACCUGUGCAAGCCGUCGCUCAAGUGCUGCGUGUCCAAGGACGUGUUCGGCGACGACGCGCCGCCGCCCAGCCUCGUCAUCAUGGACCGCAACUCGACGAGGACCCGUCCGCCGGCCGGCAGCUCCACCACGACCACCACGUCCACCACCACCACCCCGGCGCCGCCGACCUCCACCGCGUCGCCGCCACCGAGGACGACGGACAGCCCCAAGCAGCCGCCGCCGUCCUCCAUGCGGCCGCUGCACCGGCCGUGCAAGGGCGAGUGCGUGAGCGGGCUGUUCUCGCUGUUCUGCGACGAGGUGGACCUGGACGCCACCUGCCCCGGCGGCGACGACUCGUGCUGCAUCACCAACCCCGUGGAGGCGGCCCCCCGGCCUCCUCCUGGACAGACGCGCCCCGGCUCGCCCUCGGGCGGCAGCCCCACGUCGGCGCCCACCACCACGACGAUGGCCACCACCAGGAGGCCCUCCACCACCACCACGACACACUCGCCGCUGCCGCGCUGCCCCGGCUUCUGCCUGCUGGCCAUCAUGUCCGGCUUCUGCGAGCGGCCGUCCGUCCUGGUGCCUCACACGUCCACCUGCCAGAGGGGCUCCGUGUGCUGCGACAACCGGCCGCGCCCCAAGCCCACCACCACGACGACGACCACCACGACCACCACGCCCGCGCCCAGGGACGACCGGCCCGACUGCCCCGGCUCAUGCAUCGUCACCUACUUGUCCUUCACCUGCUUCCGCAACGCUGAGAUGACGGAGCUGUUCAAGUGCCGCAAGGCGGGCACGCAGUGCUGCGCCCCCAAGUCCAUCAUCCACGAGACGCUGGACCUCAAGCUGGGCGGCGGCAGCGCUGGCGGCGGCGACGCGGACGGCGACACGAACCACCUGGGCGGAGGCACGCCGACGCUGUCCGGCCUGGGCCCGCCCAAGUACGGCCCCCCGGCCUUCGCGGCGCCGCCCCCGCCCGCCUCCAACAGGAACGACACCGUGCUGCCGUACCGGCCGCCGGCGCGCAGGCCACCCAUGCCGCCGCCACUGCCGCCGCCGGGCCCCUCCGCGCACGUCCCGCCAGUGUCCGGGCCGCUGAUGACGCCGGCACUGCCGCCGACGACGUCCACGACGCCGAGGCCCGCAGUCUACAGCAAGUACGUGUGCGGCGUGAAGGGCACCGCGCGCGCCAGGGCCACGGACCACCCGCGCCCGCCCGUCGUGGCCGAGGCGUCGACGCCGUCCCAGUGGGCGCCGGCCGAGCUGGAGCAGGACCCGAGCUUCGCCGCGCUGCUCCGCGAGGGACGCAGCCUGGCACCGCGCACCCGCGGUGGCAGGGUGGUGGGCGGCGACGACGCCGAGCCCGCCGAGUGGUGCUGGCAGGUCGCCCUCAUCAACUCCCUGAACCAGUAUCUGUGCGGCGGAGCCCUGAUCGGCACGCAGUGGGUGCUGACCGCCGCGCACUGUGUCACCAACAUCGUGCGCUCGGGUGACUCCAUCUACGUGCGCGUCGGCGACCACGACCUGACGCGCAAGUACGGUUCGGCGGGCGCGCAGACGCUGCGCGUGGCCACCACCUACAUCCACCACAACCACAACUCGCAGACGCUGGACCACGACGUGGCCCUCCUCAAGCUGCACGGCCAGGCCGAGCUGGGCGGCGGCGUGUGCCUGGUGUGCCUGCCCGCGCGGGGCGUGGGCCAGACCGCCGGCAAGCGGUGUACCGUCACCGGCUACGGAUACAUGGGCGAAUCCGGUCCGAUCCCUCUGCGGGUCCGCGAGGCCGAGAUCCCCAUCGUGAGCGACGCCGAGUGCAUCCGCAAGAUCAACGCCGUCACGGAGAAGAUCUUCAUCCUGCCGGCGAGCAGCUUCUGCGCCGGCGGCGAGGCGGGCAACGAUGCCUGUCAGGGCGACGGCGGCGGCCCGCUGGUGUGCCAGGACGACGGCUUCUACGAGCUGGCCGGCCUGGUGUCCUGGGGCUUCGGCUGCGGCCGCGUCGACGUGCCCGGCGUGUACGUCAAGGUGUCCUCCUUCAUCGGCUGGAUCAACCAGAUCAUCAGCGUCAACAACCUCUAGAGACCCAGAGGCCCCUGACGGCCUCACACUGUGCUUUCAACUUUCUGCGUGCAUCUCUAUUCCCUUUUCCUUCGGCGGCGGAGGGUCUGCGGGACGUGUGACCAAAAGACUGACGGGAGGAGUCUGGCGUGCGGAUUCGGCCGGCCGCUGCACUGGCCGCGCUCCGGGCUGCUCCGGGCGCCCGGAAGGAACUCGACUGAUUCCGGAAGCGCGCCGGUCCGGCCCGGUCCUGGCCGUCAGGGCAGCGCCGGCCGGCACAAUGUGAAACGGAAAAUCAAAAAAAGUAUUGCAGGUGUGGUGCUUUGAGCUCAGCGCGCCACUGCCACGCAGACAGCCCGAAUUUGGAACCGCGACCUGAAACCACGAUGUGUUCAACCGCCGAGACCUUUUCCAUUUCUGACGACGAGAAGUGUGGAGCGAGAGAGAGUGCUGAAGGGGUAUGUUGGUGUUCCGUUGAAGCGCCCUGGUUUCUCGUUCGGCCACGAUAAAAAAAAAAUUGAAAAUG